This is a messenger RNA of Pogona vitticeps (central bearded dragon), 1836 nucleotides long. The record is from RefSeq and is a predicted model, not a curated record. NCBI's taxonomy places the organism in Eukaryota, Metazoa, Chordata, Lepidosauria, Squamata, Agamidae.
AUGUUGAAAUUCAAGGGCCAGAAUCCUCUGACUUAUGCCCACCAGCAAUCCCGCUCGACGCCCCGGCGGGCCUGUCCGCUUCCUGCCACGGCGCUGCUGCUCCUCGCCUACUUCGUCUACCUGCUGCUGGGCAGCCUCGCCUUCUGGGCGCUCGAAUCGCCCGUGGAGCAAGACUCGGCCAACCGGCUGCUGCAGGAGAAGUGGGACCUGCUGGAGAACUACACGUGCCUCGAGCGGGAGGCCCUCGAGCGGCUCUUUGGCCGUGUGCUGAAAGGCAUCAUCCAGGCCUACAAGAGUGGACUAUACGUUAAAGGAAAUACAACUCUUGGCAGAUGGGACUUUGUUGGCUCUUUCUUCUUCUCUGUUUCUGCAGUAACAACAAUUGGCUAUGGCAACUUGAGUCCCACCACAGAAGUUGCACAAAUCCUCUGCAUCUUUUUUGCCCUUUUUGGGAUCCCCUUAAAUGUCAUCCUCCUGAACAGAAUAGGACAGCUGAUGCUGUCUGGUGUUCAACAAUGUGCCUUCCACCUGAGUGAGAAGUUCCACUGGAAGAGAGGUGCAAAUGUCUUGACACGGACCUGUGCUCUUGUUGCUGGCCUCUUACUGUUUCUUUUGCUACCUCCUCUGCUGUUCACUGCCAUAGAAGGCUGGACCUAUGAAGAAGGAUUCUACUAUUCCUUCAUUACUCUUAGCACAAUAGGCUUUGGAGAUUAUGUAAUUGGCAUGAAUCCUGAACGCAAUUACCCAGCCUGGUACAAGAAUGUGGUGUCUCUCUGGAUUCUCUUUGGGAUGGCCUGGCUAGCCCUGAUCAUCAACCUUUGUAUCAGCUUGCUGGAGAACUCCAGUAGCCUCUGCCAGAGUUGCAAAAGGAAUCACAGAGAGGUGGAAGAGGACUUAAUAAAUGGCAACCAAGAUGGCAGUUUGGGUCCUGAAGAUGUACAGGAAAAGAGCAUGAAAGACACUAAGCUGGGAGGGCUAGCUUGAGCUGCAUAGAGACUUUGUUCCCAUUGAAGUGCUUUCAUUUUUGCAGGAAGGAAACAUCUGAUCAGAGAAUCCACCACUGGAGUGCCAUGUUGUGACACUAACAGAAGUGUCACCAUCUGGAAGCAAACGUCACUUAAAACACAAGCCCCUGUGAAAACUGAGAAGUUUGCUCCUUGACCUAGCUGAAGACUGCUUUGUACAUUUUGCCUUCCUGCACAAUAUCGUUGCUCCUUAAGAGGAAUAAAGGAACAUGUGCCAUAUGCUGCAUACUCACCAGCACGGUUGAUCUCACAAACAUAAGAGCCAAAAAAAAUAUACAGCAAUGCGAUACAGCCAUGCAAAGAAUAUGUGUCUGGCAAUGCUGCUCAAGAGUAUGGGAUACCUUCGUUUGACUGAGAAUACCUCCUAAUCAGUGAGACACAAGGAUUAAAACCAUUAUGCAUCAAGGCAUAAUGCAGCUCAUACAGGGUGUUUACUUGAUAAUCUGAGACUCUAACUGUUUCUAGGAUUGUUAUAUUACUGAGUACUAGAGGUUCAAGUGUCCAGCGAGUACAAUACCUGGAAUGGAUUUCUAGAAAAUAUUUUGCUCGUUCUGCAUAUUCAAAAGGAAGUUAGCUAUUUGAGAGGUGAAAGUGGAGAGGACCUAGACAAAAUUUCUCUUUUGAAUUAAAACUCCCAGAACCUUUUAGCCAGUGUGUCCAGAAUAGAAUUUUUCCAAGAUGAGGCUGGGAUUUUCUUUGGUUAGGAACUUAUUGGCUGUUAUUCUUAGCAGCAACUAAUAGCAGUUGGUGAAAUAACAGUAGGGAGCUUGAACAAAUUGCAUUUUCAAGUUGUUUAUAGGAUAUUAGAAUA